Molecule: messenger RNA, 1581 nt
Organism: Boleophthalmus pectinirostris (great blue-spotted mudskipper)
Lineage: Eukaryota; Metazoa; Chordata; Actinopteri; Gobiiformes; Gobiidae
Gene: ankrd63
Exons: 1
Coding region: 1-1581 (526 amino acids)
Molecular function (GO): protein binding
Source: RefSeq, a predicted model, not a curated record
AUGAUGCGACCAAAAGAUUUACGCCAGGGCUCUGGCACUAAGACUUUUCUGGAUGCCAUGCACGGAGGCAAGGUUCACCUUGCACGUUUCAUUCUGGAUGCCCUUGAUGGACGCAUUAUUAACUCAAAAACAGAGAAUAGUCGCACCCCGCUCAUGCAUGCAGCUUGUUUGCAAGACCCUGGUUCCCGGGCCAAGUUUACUCAUCUUCUCUUGGAGAAGGGUGCUGAUGUGAAUUGUCAGGAUGAGGAUGGUCGCACAGCGCUCAGCCUGGCUUGUGAGCUGGGUCACCUGGAUGUUGUGAAGCUUCUGGUGCAGUUCAAUGCUGAUCCUGAUAUCACGGACGCAUGGGGAAACAGCGCUCUCAUGUACGCUGCCUUCUCCGGCCACAGCCAGGUUCUGGAGUUUCUUGUACGGGCUUUUAAGCGGCUGGGACUGAGACUGGAUAGAACAAAUAAUGCUGGCCACUCGGCUAUAGAGGUAGCCAACUUUUUUGGACACAAUCAUUGUGUCCAGAUUUUAAAUUUCCCCUGCAGGAGAAACGUCGUCCAAGAUGAGCCUCUGACUGAGACUAGUAACAGUGGGGAUGGAGAGUUUCGGCUCCCAAACAAACUACCAAGAUAUAUGUUGGAACGAUUUUCCAAACAGUUUAGUGGCACAGAUGACCAACUGCCCACUCUGUUUCAAAAACAGUUGAAGACAGGAGACAGUAAUGGUCUGUGGAACCGCUUCAGAUGUCCCAGGAGUCAGUCUCAAGAUGAUAACCAGAGCCACAGCUGGGGUCUACCUUCUCCAAACGACAAAUGCCAAAAUGAAGUGGACCAGAGUGUCCUUUUUGCUGCCAAACAACUGCAAAACUGCCAGCUCAGAGAGGUGAGGGUUGCUAAAACACUGAACUCUGUGCCUGAAACCAGCCAGAAAAAUGUCAGCAAGGACAAUGCACAGCAAAAGCAAAUCUCAGAGCCUUCCUCUGCUUGGGGUAAAGCCAAGUCAUUUAACAUGGACCUUGUGAGCAGCAGAAAGCAGUCAUAUCAGGGCGACAUCCGUGACUUGGGCCUGUCAGCCAGCAGAUUGAAGAGAGGUUCGCUGCAGGAUGAGAGAUGUCUGCUGGAUAAGAGGGACAGCCAAGGGAACUCUUGGGCCCUUAUAAAAGAUGCUGAAAAAACUAUGCCAAAACCUCUUUUAACCAGCAAGUGUCCGGCUGUGAGAGCACUUGAGGAGAGUUGUGACAUGGAUAAUGACACAUUAGGCAAGAGAGAGCAGCAGAAGAGAGGGAGCCUGGGUCCCACCACUAGACACAACAAACUGCUGUUUGCCAGAGGAGACAUGGAUUCUGGGAAAGAUCCCAGCCGCACAACUGGGUUUGUGGGAUUAGGGACAAGGCUGCUGCGGAGAUUCACAGCUCCAGAGUUCAUGAAGAUUGUGGUGGACUGUUCCUCUCAGAGCAGGGGCCGCAUCUCACGCUCUGAAACAUUCCCAUUCUCACACACACACCAGCAGGUCAACAGCCAGCCUAGCGUUGACAGCAUCAGUGCAGUUAGGUGCGAAUUUGAAAGCUGCUCUUCUCAGUUUCCUCUUGAUUAG